Messenger RNA from Ascochyta rabiei, 978 nucleotides. RefSeq lists its product as uncharacterized. Bases 1 to 978 code for a protein of 325 amino acids. The record is from RefSeq and is a predicted model, not a curated record. Gene Ontology annotation, cellular component: UTP-C complex; CURI complex. The transcript is spliced from 2 exons. Gene Ontology annotation, biological process: rRNA processing; ribosomal small subunit assembly. NCBI's taxonomy places the organism in Eukaryota, Fungi, Ascomycota, Dothideomycetes, Pleosporales, Didymellaceae.
AUGGCGCCCGAGAAGAGCGCAAAAAGAAAAGCGCCCUCCGCAGUCGCCGACUUCACCGUGCUCCCGCUCACCCUCCCCGCGCUAUCCGGCCUGCCAGCCAGCCACGAGGAAACGCAACACUACCUGUACAUCAAGCCGCACGAGCCCAGCACGCACACAGCGACGGCGGAGCGCUCGCUGUUCGUAGCCAACAUCCCCGUCGACGCGUCGGAAUCAAAUGUCCGCGCCCUGUUCGCCGAGCAGCUUGGGGGUGCGCGCGUAGAGAGCGUCGAAUUCGAUGCGUCGGUGCCUGCGCGCCCGCUGCACAAGCGCUGGAAGCAGGAGAAGCGCGGGGACGGCGAGGACGAGGCGGAGAGCCGCGGCAAGAAGCGGAAGAGGAACGACACUGAGGUGGUUGCUGAGGGGGUGGUGGAGGAUGGCGAGAGCGCGCUGCCAGCGCUGUGGGGCAGUGAAGUGCGGCGGAGCGGAAGCGCGGCGGUCGUUGUGUUUGUUGACAAGCGCAGCGCGCGGGGCGCGUUGAAGGAAGUGCAGAGUGCCGUCCAGUCUGGCCGCACAGUUGCGUGGAAGAGGGCGAGCGGGUUGGGUGUAGAGCGCUACAAGGCGCAUCUGCAGCGCACACAUCCUUCUGCGUCAGCGCUGCAGUCGAGCAUAAACGCGUACCUCUCGCAAUUCACCUCUGUCGAACAGACGCGCGCCAAGCUGCUCAAGCAUGCCCGCACCGUGCCCGACGAAGACGGCUUCGUAACUGUGACCCGCGGCGGCCGCGCUGGACCCGCGCGCAUCGAAGAGGCGGAGAAGAAGCAGGCGGAGCUCGAAGAGAGGCGCAAGAACAACGGUGUCAAGGACGACUUCUACCGCUUCCAGAACCGUGAGAAGAGGAAAGAAGCAGAGGUCAAUCUCCGGAAGAGGUUCGACGAGGAUCGCAGGAGGGUCGAGAGAAUGCGGGAGAGGAGAGGCAGGCUCAGGCCCGAGACUUGA